AUGCUUCCCAGAGAGGAUGACGCAUGGAGUCAAGACCUUGAUAUCAGUGGCCCGUUUCAGCCGCUUGUAUUUUCUGCAGACGAUGUUCAGACCUACGGGGUCUUCGCCAGCGAAAUCCAGGCGCUCUAUGCGCUGCAGAGUGUCAUGCAGCGCACCAGAGAUCCGUCCGUCGAGCUUGAGACACUACUUAAUCACGAAUCGUGGAAGCUCGACAUGCUGAUACAAAGGAAAAUCCGAGAAACCCUGACCAUAAGCUGGAAGCGGCUUGAGCACCAGUACACAGUGGUCACUUUGGCACUGAUAGAACUUCACGAAAAGAGGCUGGCGUGUAAUGGUCCAAAACUUUCUUUAUUUGUCAAGGAAUCGUCCAUCGCAGCUCUUGAAAUGGCCCUUACUAUUGCUCAUGAUCUGAUGCGUAUGGAGAAGACUGCGGACAUUCUCAAACUCGACAGGAUGCCUCUUACUGCAGUCAUCCUAUACAAGAAGGUCGGCUUAGCAGCAAUUCUACUAGGAAAGCAUUACGAUCGUGACACCAAGACUCUGUUACGAGAGGUGAUUCAGAUGCUUUCGGGACGAAUUUCAAGAAGAUGGAAAAUUGCACUUCAAAUCGCAUCUCAACUCCGCGAAGCCCUUCCUGUGUACGAGGACGUAGACAUGGCCUCGUAA
This is a messenger RNA of Colletotrichum costaricense, 666 nucleotides long. RefSeq lists its product as uncharacterized. The coding region runs from base 1 to 666 and encodes 221 amino acids. The record is from RefSeq and is a predicted model, not a curated record. Lineage: Eukaryota; Fungi; Ascomycota; Sordariomycetes; Glomerellales; Glomerellaceae. The transcript is spliced from 3 exons.